UCCCUCCUUCCUCACUCACUCCUCACACGCAGCGAGAGAGCGAGAGGCAUACCAGAGCGAAGAAGAGCAGCAAAUUCCAAACAAUCAUAAAUCCCGUAAAAAUGCCUUGCUCAACAGCUUCCUCUUCGCCGUGUUGUACUCUGAUAUCCAAAUGCACUGUGUUUCCGGACAAAAAGUCUACACACGGAGACCUCAAGCUCUCCGUCUCAGACCUCCCCAUGCUCUCUGUCCACUAUAUUCAAAAGGGCGGCCUCUUCGCUCGCCCUCCCAUUCCCAUCGAAUCCCUCGUCACUCUCCUCAAGAGCGGCCUCUCUCAAACACUUUCCCACUUCCCGCCUCUCGCCGGCCGAUUUAGGACUGACUGCGAUGGCUACGUGUACAUCACGUGCAACGACGACGGAGUGGAUUUUAUCCACGCCACUGCCACCAAUUUGUUCAUUCGCGACAUUUUGGCUCCAACCCAUGUGCCUGACUUUGUCAAGGAUUUCUUUGCGUUCGACCGAACCGUGAGCUACAACGGACAUUUCAAGCCCAUCUUGGCUGUGCAGGUCACAGAGCUCGCCGACGGCAUUUUCAUCGGCUGCGCUGUGAACCACGCGGUUACCGACGGCACGUCGUUUUGGAACUUCUUCAACACCUUCGCUGAGGUAUCUCGCGGGGUGAAGCGGAUCUCGAAGCAACCGGACUUUACCAGGAGCUCUCCGUUGAUUUCUCCGGCGGUGCUGCUAUUACCGGAGGGAGGUCCCACAGUCACCUUCUCCGUCAACGAGCCGUUGAGUGAAAGAAUCUUUAGCUUCAGCAGAGAAACGAUUCUAAAGCUGAAAGACAGGACGAACAACCGCAAAUGGAGCGAUAACGGUCACGUUGACGCCGUCGAGUUGAUGGGAAAGCAGAGCAACGACGCUUACCUGAAUAACAACACGAACGGAAAAGUAACGGCCAUUCUUGAAAACUGGUUCAAGAAUGCCGUUUCGAAACCGGUAAACGAGGAAAUGGAGUCGAACAAAAACAAAACCGUGGAAAUCUCAUCGUUUCAGUCCCUAUCCGCGCUUCUCUGGCGAUCGGUGACACGCGCGAGGAAAUUGCCGUCUACCAAAAUGACGACGUUCAGAAUGGCGGUGAAUUGUCGCCACAGGCUGGAGCCCAAGCUGGAUCCGUAUUACUUCGGGAACGCGAUUCAAAGCAUUCCAACUCUUGCGUCAGCUGGUGACGUGUCGUCUCGUGAUAUGCGCUGGUGCGCUGAGCAGCUCAAUAAAAAUGUUAAGGCCCAUGACAACGCUACGGUGCGCCGCUUCGUAGAGAAUUGGGAGAGCGAUCCAAAGUGUUUCCCGCUGGGGAACUUCGACGGUGCAUCGAUGACCAUGGGUAGCUCUCCGAGAUUUCCGAUGUACGACAAUGAUUUCGGGUGGGGCCGACCCUUGGCGGUCCGGAGCGGUAGAGCCAACAAAUUUGAUGGCAAGAUAUCGGCCUUCCCGGGGAGAGAAGGUGGCGGAAGCGUAGAUCUUGAGGUGGUUUUGGCGGCCGAGACCAUGGCGGGCCUUGAGGCCGAUUCCGAGUUCAUGCAAUACGUGUCCAAUUAAUUACAAGCAAAAGCGUGGCAUGCUUAAGUUGCUUGACAUUGAAAUGUUAUGUGUGACGUGUCUAAUUGUAAGGGAAAAGAGGCAUGAUGGGGUGCGUGCGAUCAAAUGCGUCAAAGCCAACUGGUUGAUCGGAUUAGGCUUGGGAGGUUUUUGUUUAUUGAUUUGUGACAUAAAUUAAGCUUCUGAUUAAUAUC
Molecule: messenger RNA, 1774 nt
Organism: Alnus glutinosa
Lineage: Eukaryota; Viridiplantae; Streptophyta; Magnoliopsida; Fagales; Betulaceae
Exons: 1
Coding region: 102-1580 (492 amino acids)
Source: RefSeq, a predicted model, not a curated record